GAGCUGCGUGUUUGUGUCUGUGUGCGUAUGCAUAUGUGUCUGUGUCUCUCUCUGUGUGUGUACGUAAGCGUGUGUGUAUGGUUGAAGCAGAUGAAGCUGCCGCUGCACCCUGACAGAAAUGUUUCCAUUUAUUCGAUGGAGAUGAAGUGAAGAACCUCUGACCUCUGAUCUCUGACCUGCAGGAACAUGGGGAGUGUGUGACAGCUGCAGUAAGUGUGAAGAUGCAGCACACGUCGUGCACAGAGGAUCGGAUCCAGCACGCUUUGGAUCGCUGCCUUGACGGACUCCGAUCAUCUGAGAACCUCUCUCAGUCCUGGAACACCGGAUGGUGUAUGAAUCGCUGGAGUUUGGAGGAACUCCUGAAGAGAGAUCCGGAGAACUUCCUCAUCCUCCUCCAGCAGAUUCUCAAGAGAGCAAGACAGGUGCAGGAGGCGUGUGAAUAUGAAUUGGUUGCUCCUCUCACCAUCAUUUUUGAGUCCACACUUCUACAGACUCCGUACUGUCCAGUCGAGUGUAACCUCCUGGCCGAAGCACGUGAAGUGUUCCAUGGCUUCCUGACGUGGCCCGAGCCCUACAGCAGCAUGUGUCGCGGUGUGCUUACCACCAUACAGCAGGAGCUGAGGGCGCCAGGGAUUUCGUACCACCAGUUGGUGAAAGAGGAACAGGGCAUCAGUGCUGAGCGUCAGAGCGGAAAAACCAUAACGCUGUUGCUCCUGAACCCGGCGGACGUCCCUCAGAACUUUCUGUCUGUGGUUCAGCAGCUGAGCUCCAUUGACGUGUCUCAGAGAGAGAUCAGGACUAAUCUCAUUAAACACGCCUUCCAGUGCAGCCUGGGCACGAAAUAUCACACACACACUCUACAGCACACACUGCAGUCUCUGAGUGAUGAUGUACUGUCCCACACACUGUCGUGUGUAUCGGCUGUCCUGGAGACCGCAGCCGCCAUGACGGACACCGGCGAGGCUCGAGCUCACGUCCUGAGAGGUCUGGAGGAAUUACGGGAAAAACUCAAUAUCCCAGCAUGCAACACUGCGACAUCCAACGGUGCGCUGCAGUUUCUGAGGUUACCCACGGCUAAGUGCCACACCAUCCUCUGGGACGCUGAUAAUUUCGAUGCUGUGAGGGAGUUCCUGGAGAACGAGCCUGAGCUGUCCUCGCUGUUCUCCGAGGGACAGGCGGACGAGGACGACAUCGAUGAGGAGGACGCCGACGUAGAAGAGGAGGAAGACGAGGAGGUGGAGAUGGAGCGAUACGGGACAGAUGACUGCCUGGACCCGCGAGCAUCCAUGUUCUCCACCACGUCCUCCCUGUCCACCGCGUCCAAGGACUCCAUGUUUUCCACAUCAUCCGAUUUCUCUCCGGUCUCCACGCUGUCGUCGUCUUCACAGGCCUCAGGAACAGAUAGCGACUUCUACGAGGACAUAGAGGAGGACCCGCACGUCCCGCUGACCGCGGGCAAAAACAAAAACGCUACCGCACUUUCUAAGCGCCUCUCCCGUCUUUUUAAACCGCGAGGACAUUCUCUGUGCCGCGCUAAGAGUCUGGGGAACACGGACAGUAAAGAUAAGAAGGACUUCCUGCCCGCCGCGCGCUCCAAGCGCUCCAACUCGAUGCCGCAGCAGGUGCUGAUGCUCGGUGUGGAUCCGGCACAGUGCGAGAGCGCCCCCGCCAGGCCCGUCUGCUACAGGAAGCGUCCCAUCCUCAGCAGCGACGAGGACGAGGACGCGGGCAUGGUGCUGGUACGGGUGAUGGUGUUCGGGGCCGAUCACGUGGCGGGGAAGCUGGCGCGCGCGUACAACAGCCUGAGGAAGAGAGAGAAACUCUCACCUCGACUCACCAAACACUGCAGGAUGAAGUUCUUCUUUAUUCCCGUGAAGAGGGAUCAGACCGCCGGCGGGGGGGCGGGGCAGGUCACCACCAGUCCACUCAAAACUGUACAGGAGGUGAACACUGAUGUGUAUGAGUCCAGCACCAAUAACAUCGCUCAGCUUCUCGGCAUGCUCGACCCGUGGUACGAGAGAAACACACUCUGUCUCCUUGACCUUCCACUACACGUGGUGUGCCAGCAGACAGGUAAGCCAGAGUCGGAGUGUGUUGAGGACUCAGUGGAGGAGUGUUUACCCAUCAUGGCCGACCUGCUGCUGUAUUACUGCAGGAACGCAGCUCGACCUGCCCUGAUCCAGCUGUACCAGGCUGAGCUGACGCUGGCUGGAGGAGAGACGAGAACUGAAGUGUUCAUACACUCACUGGAGCUCGGACACACGGCAGCCACCAGAGCCAUCAAAGCCAUGGGAGCUGCGAGUAAGCGGUUUGGUAUUGAUGGAGAUCGGGAGGCGGUGCCACUCUCACUCGAGGUUGUUUAUAACAAGGUGGUCAUCAGUGGGCGUGGCCAAAAGACAAGGGCAGAGAAAGUGUGCACUUCAGUUAACCUGACUAAAGUGUUUGGGACUAAAGAGGAGCUUGAUCCUAAACGUGAGUUCCUGCAGCUGACCAUGACGGAGGUUUUAAAGAGACAAAACUCCAAAUCCAAAAGAAGCUACAAUCAGCAGUUGAGUGUAACUCAGGUGAAAGUGGACCGGUUUCGGGUCUGUGGUUCUGGAAACACAACGUUUGCUGUGUGUUUGGAUCAGGACGAGAAGAAGAUUUUACAGAGCGUCACCCGGUGUGAGGUGUCGGUGUGUUAUAAACCAGACGGCUGUUCUGAUUGGAUGAAGGUGAGGGCGUUGUCCAGUCAGGUGGAGCAGACGUUCUGCUCCCUGCUGUGUUUACCCCUCGCCAUCUUCAGCGGACCCCAACCAUGACCUGACCCCGUCACCCUGACCCCCCAGCCCCCCCCCCCCCCCCCACCCCCCACCAGCACCCCCUGACCCCCCCUCAGUCCAUUCCCAGCUCAGGGUGAUCCUCUGUAUCUGCACGCCGCAGGGUUUCUCCUGCAGACUCUCGCUACAGCACUGACACUGUCUGACGUUUUGCACCACAGACUCUGUAUAUUGUUUAUUGUAAUGUUUAUACUCGUUAAAGCUGUGUGUAAUCAGAGUUCUGUGUGAUUAUAGUCGGGAUUAUAGACGAUGAAUCUGAACGCAGAGCGGUUUCUCUCAGGCCGUGUGAUUCACGCUCCGGCCAGCAGGAGGCGCAAGGACUCCAUGAGCUCAAAGUUGUUGGAGGCGUUGUUAAAACACUGAAAGCCUUCCUCAGGAGUCUUAGAGUCUGCUAACUUAGUCCUUACUAACGCGUGUGUGUGUGUGUGUGUGUGUGUGUGUGUGUGUGCGCAUGUUAAAGCAAAGAGAAGAAGAAGCUUCACUGAAACAUCUCAGGGUGUGUGUGUGUGUGUCUUUAGCUCAAUGGCUAACAUCUCAGGUUCUAGAAACGUGUGUGUGUGUGUGUGUGUGUGUGUGUGUGAGAGAGAGAGAGAUUUCUGACAAUUUUACUGAAAUGUAAAUCUAUUUUUAUGUAAUUUGAUUUUUAAACUUUACUGAAGAUUUUAAUUCAAGCUCUUUAACAAUGAAGAAGUGUGUGUGUGUGUGUGUGUGUGUGUGUGUGUGUGUGUGAGAGAGAGAGAGAGAGAGAGAGAGAGAGUGAUUUCUGACACACUGAGACUCCUCACUCCUCUCUGACGCAGCGCUCCUAAUACGGUACUUUUUGGAUUGUAAGGUGCUGUGUGUGUGUGUGUGGUGUGUGUGUGUGUGUGUGUGUGUGUGUGUUUAAAUUAUAUUGUAGGAUGUACAUGACUGAGUGUA
Molecule: messenger RNA, 3737 nt
Organism: Clarias gariepinus (North African catfish)
Lineage: Eukaryota; Metazoa; Chordata; Actinopteri; Siluriformes; Clariidae
Gene: pik3r5
Product: phosphoinositide-3-kinase, regulatory subunit 5
Exons: 18
Coding region: 222-2801 (859 amino acids)
Biological process (GO): positive regulation of MAP kinase activity; G protein-coupled receptor signaling pathway
Cellular component (GO): phosphatidylinositol 3-kinase complex, class IB
Molecular function (GO): 1-phosphatidylinositol-3-kinase regulator activity
Source: RefSeq, a predicted model, not a curated record